This is a messenger RNA of Entamoeba invadens IP1, 858 nucleotides long. RefSeq lists its product as hypothetical. Lineage: Eukaryota; Evosea; Mastigamoebida; Endamoebidae. The transcript has 2 exons. The record is from RefSeq and is a predicted model, not a curated record. The coding region runs from base 1 to 858 and encodes 285 amino acids.
AUGGACUGGCUUCGUCGAUUUUUUGAAGAGAAAGCUUCUCAGAUCAUUGUGGAGACGACGCUUGAAGACCGCGUCAAGGAGGUUCUCAACCUUGACUCCAAGGUGGAGCGCAUCACAACAGAGUACUCCAACCUCCCAAUGAUGAAAAAACAGAACAGCCAAACACUUCUCACAAAGAAGGUCGAGGAGCUAGUGAAGGAUCGUGAAUUUAUUCGUCUCACUGGAACGUUGAAAAAGUAUUCACACACUUUACAAGCCCAAAAGAAGGACAUGGAAAAUUACAUCCGUCAAUACAUUGUGAAAGAAAAGGAAAAAGUAGCUGCACUCGCAAAGUCCGAGUACGAGAGGGAUUUUGCACUUAAGAUUCACCAAUUCCAGGCGUCAUUUCCACAAACCCUUAAGGAACAGAUUUACAACAACCUCAAAAUUGAGUUUGAAAGAGAGUUAGAGAAAGAGAAGAAUAUUUUGAAAACGGAAUAUGAUAAAAAAUUGCAAAUAGAAAUUGACAAACAAAAUGAGAUACUUGGAGGGAGGCGACUUGUGUUGUAUCCAGCCAUUUUGAACGAGGACGGCAAAGAAGAUGGAAAGCAUUCACCGAAAAUAAAACGGCUCUCAAAGUAUAAAAAGUGUCAUUCUGUUGAUUAUUCUGUAUCAAAACCAAAGGUGUCCAGACUCAACGAUUUGAAGAAAAGAGACUCGCUAUUGUUUUCUUCCAUGGAUCCUUCCGAUGAAAAUGUGGAAGAGUUUGAGCAAUCGUCUCAAGAUGAGAAGAGUGAAGGUACAGAAGUGAAAUUGGAAAAAUCAGAGAAGGAAGAGAAAAUUGAAAAAAUUGAGAACAAAGAAAUAAAAACUGAUUAA